AUGGUGUCAACAAUUAUAUAUAUAACAAGGCACGACAGGCAUUUUACACUAAAUAUAUUUAGAAUAACAGCUGUAAUCAGCGAAAGUUAUUCCGUGCUGGUAAACGCCUGUUUAAUCAGUCGCACGGCGAUGAAUUACCUCAGAAUCUGUACACCUCCACUUUCGCAAACGAAGUAGGAGAGUAUUUGUGUCAAAGAUUGUUACAAUCUAGAGACCAAUUUAUACUGAUAUAAUAGAUUUACCUGCCUCCGCACCCAUUACUGUUGGUGGCACUGCUCUGUCAACUCCAUCGUUAUCUGAAUUUAAGACCCUGUUUACCAUCAAUGAUAGUUAACUGUUUCUUCAUGUUUACUUAUCUUUUACUUUUUAUGUUUUGCAUUAGAUAAUUCUAUUGCCAGAAAAUUUUAUUGUCUCUCUUGGUGCUCUUAAAAUUUCAAUAAAGCGAGAUGCAGGGGGAACGAAUCUUGCCAGAGUUCAGUUUUCAUUCUCUCGCCUCAAGUUGACGGUCGUUUCAACUUUAUACCUUAUGUACUGAAAGUUGAUGUAACGAUCUCACUCCGAACUAAUGUCCAUCUUGUCUUGGCAGUCACCUCCUUUUGUCUCUCUUUUCACACUCGGUUUCAUUACUUCCAAGCUUCUAACCAUUCUUUGCUUUGGUCGUUUUAAUCCGUCUCUCAAUUGUUUUCUAUCGCGAUUUACCUUUAGUCGCAUUUGUUUGUUCAUUUCUUUUCUCAGGGUCUCAGUGGGGUGAUGGCUUUUUCGGCUAACUGUUAAAAUGUUGGCUAAUUAACCGCUAACGGCUGAUAUCUUUCCAUUUUUAUCACCAUAAAUUUUUUCUUACGGGGCACCUUUUUACGACUGAUGGUUAAAAUUUGUCAAUUUUUACGCCUAACGGCUAAAUUUAUUACUUUCUGCAUUUUCUUCAGUACCGUUCGUCUCUGUCUCGUUCGCGACUCGUUGGGCGUCUUACAACUCAGAGUAGAUCUCUGAAUAAGGGAACACCUUUCAGUGCCAUGAAGCUCUACGUAGUCGCACAACUAAACAGCUCUAUCCUUGGCCAGGCAUUCAAGAUGAAAGAUAGGUAUCAUUUAUGA
This is a messenger RNA of Pocillopora meandrina, 1094 nucleotides long. NCBI's taxonomy places the organism in Eukaryota, Metazoa, Cnidaria, Anthozoa, Scleractinia, Pocilloporidae. The record is from the annotation of a GenBank genome assembly.